ACAGGGAAGGUGGGACUAAAGCUCCGUGAUAUGGAGAACCCAGAAGAUGAAUUGGCACACUCCCUGAAACUGGGAAUAAUUGAUGGUUGCAAACAAGCAUGUCUAUGAUCCCACAAAGGCAACCUAUACAUGUACAUGGAAAGACUAGCCUCGUGUGCGCUGUGGCUAAUUAAGUACACGUACCGCUGGGUUAACGGUGGAUAAAUACACUCUAAAGGUGGACCCAAAAAGGUGAAGAGUGCCUCAGGCUAUAAUGGUGUCUAUUGUACCCAAGAUUGGAUGAAAUCCUUGAGCCCACGCGACCUGAGUUAUUAUGGGUGAAUACGAGUGCUUCAGGGUACCCUUACCUUUGCAGAGUUUGUUGUUCUUAGUUUUCUGUUCAAUCAGCGGUGAUAUUCCGGUGCCCACGUGAGCUUCCCGUGAGUGACACUUUUGGGGAACUUUGGCGGUCACCGAAUUUAGAUAAACAUCCUUUUGUGAUCGGUCCAGGAGUAAUCCCCCUGGCCCAUUGCCCAUUCAUAUGCAAAUGAACUCACGCGACAGGACGCUACAAGACUUUAAUGAGCUUCGUGUUCUAUUCAGGACCGCACGAGCCGUAUCGUAGAGGGGUGCAGGGUUUUCAAUGAAGGGGUACAUGUGGGUGGGACUUAUUUCGGUGGGGAUCGACAUCAAACUAUAUAGGCACUGAGUUACCCCUCGUGGGCCAAACUGACUCCCGUACAACCGUUAGUAGACCUGACUCAGCCUCUCACCAACUUUUUCCAAAAACUUUAUCGCGAGUCUGAUUUUUUUUGGGUGAAAUUUGAUCAGUUUUUGAGAAAACUCCUCCGAAAACAUUUGGACGCCCAAAAAAUCGGAACAGCAUGGAAAACUCGCAGAAAAUUCUUCAGCAGGCGGUACAGCAGCUGGUUAGCGAAGUCAACUCGACGCUCCCCAAGCGAGUCACAAAGAGGCGGCUAGACCGGUCAGACCCGUCCCAGCCGGAGCUCGUGCGAUGCAAGCGGCGAAUUCACUUCAACUAUUUGCAGCAAACUCCACCGGUGGCCGUGGCUCGCCGCAACGAGAGGGAGAGGAACCGAGUCAAGCUGGUCAACCUGGGAUUCGCCAGUCUCCGUCAGCAGCUGCCAAACGGCGCGGCCAAUAAGAAGAUGAGCAAAGUGGAGACGCUCCGCUCUGCCGUGGACUAUAUCAAGCAGCUGCAGGAACUCUUGGACGAGACUGACGCCGUCAACGCCGUCUUCAACGGCUCGCUCUCGCCGACCUGCUCGCUGACGAGUAGUUCUCCGUCACCCAGCUAUUCCCCGGAUUCCUCGGGAAGUGAGGUGCUCACGCCGGAGGAGGAGGAACUUGUCAAUUUCACAGACUGGUUUACGACGGCUUGAUCUUGCUGAACAACGCCCUGAUGUAAAUGUUUAUAAAGGAGAGGGCGUGGCCGGCUGGAGAUGUGACCAAUGACAUCCCUCGACGUGUCUGCGUCAGGCGCACCGGUCUGCCAAUCAAAAAGGGGGGACCGAGUAAAGGGGGCGACCGUCGAGGACACACGCCAACCGAACCCCUAAAAAGAACAAAAUCCUUGCACCGUACGGGAAACGGCCGCUACGAACAAAGAAAAAUCCACCGGGAGCGCGUGGAGUGAAUCACGGGGCCAGCCCGGUGCAAUGCACCGCUCAUGAUUGUGCUGGUAUCAACGGGCAGGCACGGCGGACGGAGCUUCAGAUAUUGACAUGUAUUCAGCGGGCCACUUCUUCUAGAAAAGAUAGGCUCAAUUUUUAAAAGUAAGAUCUUCCAAAGGGACUUCUUUAGCAUUGCUUUCUUCAGCUCCUUCGUCGGUGUCUCUCGUUUCUGCCGAACUUUUUCUGUAAUUAUAGUUUUCAAGAAUGUAGAAUUGCAAAAUCAAGGGACCAAACAUUUGGACAAACUUUCUUACAUAAUUUAGCGUUGUUUGACGAGUUUACUAAAAUGAUUCAAAUUCCACACAAUCUCAAAUUGUUAACUAUUACGUCUGCUCGAUUAGUUAAUUCUACUUCUUGUAAAAAAAAUGGGAUAAUUUAUAAAGUGCCUGUUACUUAUCUUGCGUUCUUUGCGUGCCUUCCAAUAUCUGUAAAUAUCAUAAAAGUUGUAUAAAUAUUAUUUUGUACAGAGAGAGCUUCAUACUUGUAAAAGAAAAGUCAUAAUUGUAUUGUUUUAUUUGUAUCGGAAAUCAAAAAAAGUUUCUGAUUUGACCACGCUCGGAGAAAUUCAUGGUCGCGUUAGCCGCUGUAUCAGCAUUUUAGUCGGUUGUAGAGUAAUCGUAUUGAGCAUUUGCAUUUUUUUGUUAAAAAAAUUGCUUUACAUGAAAUAUUUUUCUAUAUUACAUAAUAUAUUCAUAAUU
Messenger RNA from Patiria miniata (bat star), 2371 nucleotides. Its product is annotated as achaete-scute homolog 1-like. NCBI's taxonomy places the organism in Eukaryota, Metazoa, Echinodermata, Asteroidea, Valvatida, Asterinidae. Gene Ontology annotation, biological process: neuron differentiation; positive regulation of transcription by RNA polymerase II; sensory organ development. Gene Ontology annotation, cellular component: RNA polymerase II transcription regulator complex. The record is from RefSeq and is a predicted model, not a curated record. The coding region runs from base 864 to 1382 and encodes 172 amino acids. Gene Ontology annotation, molecular function: RNA polymerase II transcription regulatory region sequence-specific DNA binding; DNA-binding transcription factor activity, RNA polymerase II-specific; protein dimerization activity. The transcript is spliced from 2 exons.